Penicillium robsamsonii is the source of this 291-nucleotide messenger RNA. RefSeq lists its product as uncharacterized. The transcript is spliced from 2 exons. Lineage: Eukaryota; Fungi; Ascomycota; Eurotiomycetes; Eurotiales; Aspergillaceae. The record is from RefSeq and is a predicted model, not a curated record. The coding region runs from base 1 to 291 and encodes 96 amino acids.
AUGUGGGAGAAGGUCCGAGGAAAUUCGCUUGAUAUCAAGGAGUUCUGGAGGCUUCCGUAUAAACAACGAGAAAGCAUCCGUGCUAAGUUUAAAAAGGCCUAUAGGUUUGUUAAUAGCGGCUUGAUGAUCACGUCCUUAGAGCUAACUGGAACUAAGGAAGUUCUGAGCCUCGGGUAUAAGCCUAUCUUAGCGACCCCAUCAAAGAUCAUACUUGAUAGGACCAGAGGUGAUAAAUACCAUGACUUCGUGAUGUUCAUCCUGGUCCUAGCCUCCACAAAUUGGGACAGGUAA